Messenger RNA from Fusarium mangiferae, 711 nucleotides. RefSeq lists its product as uncharacterized. Lineage: Eukaryota; Fungi; Ascomycota; Sordariomycetes; Hypocreales; Nectriaceae. The coding region runs from base 1 to 711 and encodes 236 amino acids. The transcript has a single exon. The record is from RefSeq and is a predicted model, not a curated record.
AUGGAGACAUUCGCAAAGAACUUGGCCAAAUCCGCUGCUAAGUCUGCCGCCAGAAAGGCCAUGGGUCAAUCAUCCUCUGAGAAGCGAACUCGCGAUGGUACGCGAAGCGGGAACCAGAUCAACCCUGAAGAUUUCCGUGGUGUAGCUGAAUUCGUUCUCGGUAUGCUUGGUGGCAAAAAUGAACAGCCACGAAGAGAUGACGAUCGCAAGAAGGAUAAGAAGAGGAAGAGAGACAAAGAUAAGGAGAGGAGCAGAGAAGCGCCGAGGAGUAGGGAUGUCGAAGAUGACGGUGAUAAAUACGGAUCUGAUAAAGAACGUCGAAAGAGACGUCGCCACCGCGUUACCUUUGCAGAACCAUACUACGAGUCUCCUCGCCCAGAAGAGACUUACUAUGCUCAACCCUAUGAGCCUCGUCGCGACGAAGACAAAGAAGAGCGCCGCCGCCGUCGUCGUCAACGCCGAUACAAGCGCGACCUAGAUCUCAAGACCCUCAAGACAGAGUUGGAGGCCAUGUCGAGCACGAUAAUCUCCUUGAACGCAAGAGGCGCCAAACAUCGGGACUGCGAGUUUUACGAUCGCUUUGUGAGAAAGGGCGGGAGGUUGCAGGAUGUCAUUGGGAGCACGUUGGGACAGAUCAGGGGGGUCAUGGAGGGAGAGGUUAAGGCGGAAGAGAGAAGACGACGGAGAGAUCGGAGGAGGGAGAUGCGAUGA